Geosmithia morbida is the source of this 507-nucleotide messenger RNA. Its product is annotated as Pimeloyl-ACP methyl ester carboxylesterase. The record is from RefSeq and is a predicted model, not a curated record. Lineage: Eukaryota; Fungi; Ascomycota; Sordariomycetes; Hypocreales; Bionectriaceae. The transcript has 2 exons. Bases 1 to 507 code for a protein of 168 amino acids.
AUGCUUGCCUCGUCGUCCCUACGCUGGAUCUGCUCUGAUGCGUUCCACGUGGUGGGCUACUCGCUGGGUGGUGCCCUGGCUGCCGCCCUGGUAGUGUAUUAUCCGCACAUGCUGAGGUCGGCGACGCUUGUCUGCCCCGGCGGACUGAUCCGCGAUGCGUACGUCGGUUUCGAGAGUCGCUUCUUGUAUUCGACCCAGUCGGGCUGGCCUUGGCUGCACCAGCGACCUGUUCGGUCGAGAUCGGAACCCAGUCGCGGGCCCAGCGCUGAUGUGCUCGUUGUCUUCGAUGAGGAUAAGAACACGGAAGUAGUCGGCUUUGACCAUGUGCCUCUGUCGGAGGAGCGAGACCGCCCUACCGUGGGCGAUGGGGCUGCUGAGAAGAACGGUGCCGAGAUUCCGCCGGGUCUGCCUGGCGGCAAGGUUCGCAUCGUCCUGGCAGACAAGGACCCCCUCAUCGACAAGGAGGAGUGGAUCGAGGAUACGAGUGCUUGGCGAGGGAGGCGCUGA